Messenger RNA from Pimephales promelas (fathead minnow), 2337 nucleotides. It is a transcript of the gene s1pr3a, whose product is annotated as sphingosine-1-phosphate receptor 3a. The record is from RefSeq and is a predicted model, not a curated record. Gene Ontology annotation, cellular component: membrane. Gene Ontology annotation, molecular function: sphingosine-1-phosphate receptor activity. NCBI's taxonomy places the organism in Eukaryota, Metazoa, Chordata, Actinopteri, Cypriniformes, Leuciscidae. Gene Ontology annotation, biological process: G protein-coupled receptor signaling pathway.
CAAACAUCAGAGGAUGCUCGCGCACGUGCGCGUUUCAUCACCACAGUCUGAUAUUAGCACGCGCGCCCUUUCCAAACAAACUCAGAAUCCAAACACACUCGACGGAACGUCCUUUUGCUGCCUGGAAAAAAAACCCCGAAGUGAUGUUGAGUUCCCGCCCAGUAUGAGAGGGAAUGUUGAGGAAAGGCGAGCUUAUGGUUUAGGAUCAGAACUCGCAGGUGAAUUAUUUUCCAUGAAUAAUCUGUCAGCACAUCUAUUUGAGUCAACAAAGAACAAACAAACCUGGAAAUAGUUCGGGAAUCGAUUCGGGAAAAGCGGAUACAUUGCUUCAAGGAUUAAAAAUUCCACACAGGAUCGUUGAGCCUACAUGUUAAGCCUUUCCAGAUUUUUUUUUAACCAGUAACCCAAAAGAUGUAGGUGCAUCUCUCAGAUAAAUAACAGGUCCUACAAGAAUCAUGUGUGAAGUGGUGGAUCCCUUUUCCAACUUUCUCACUGGAAGCUGCUCAUAAACGCCAUCUGCUGUUCAAGAGAGUGGAGCGAGUGUGUGGAAAAUGGAUGUCCAGCCUGAACCUGGAAUGAAUGAAAUCAUAUUUAACCACUACAACCACUCGGGCAAGUGGGGAAGACCAAAAACCGCCGGUACAUGCAAGACAGUCUUCCUGAUUUGCAUCUGUGCUCUGAUUGUAUUGGAGAACAUCACCGUACUACUGGCGCUGUGGCGCAACAAGCGUUUCCACAGCCGCAUGUACUUUCUAAUCGGCAACCUGGCACUUUCGGACUUGUUAGCUGGAGUUGCGUACGUGGUCAACAUCUUCACCUCCGGCCGAAAUACUUAUUUCCUCAGUCCCGGCCAGUGGCUUCUGCGAGAGGGGAGCAUGUUUGUGGCGCUUAGCGCCUCAACCUUCAGCUUGCUCGCUAUCGGAAUCGAGCGCCACAUGACGAUGGUUCGCUUGCGCCCGUGCGAGACCGCAGGACGGGGGAGGUUGCUAGCUCUCCUUGGAGCCUGCUGGGCCGUUUCAAUCCUGCUGAGCGCUUUGCCCAGCCUUGGCUGGAACUGUUUGGACCGAGUCCACACCUGCUCCACUGUCCUACCGCUGUACGACAAAAGCUACAUAGCCUUCUGCAUCAGUGUCUUCACGGCCCUGCUAGCGGCGAUCGUGGUGCUAUACGUGCGCAUUUACCAGCUUGUGACGUCCAGCGGCCGUAGAGUGAGCUCUCGGCCGUCGGAUCGCUCGCUCGCACUUUUGCGCACCGUAGUGAUAGUGCUAGGGGUUUUUGUGGCCUGUUGGGCUCCUCUUUUUCUGCUACUCCUGCUGGAUGUGGGAUGCAGUCCAGAGCAGUGUCCGGUUCUGUACCAGGUGGACUGGUUCAUCGCCCUGGCCGUGCUCAACUCCGCCCUCAACCCUCUCAUCUACACGUUCUCCAGCCGCGAGAUGCGGGCCGCGUUCAUACGAGUGCUGUGCUGCUGCUGUUCCGAGACGCCACUGGACUCUAUGCCUACGGUGGCAGGGGCGGCACUGCCGGGAAUAGUUAUCGCAACCGCGGAGAACAGCAAGUCAAGCAUGGCCGGCGCAGCCAAGUCCUCCCUGAUGCGAAGCAAAGUUCCUACCCCAACUAACUCCCAUCAUCAGCAUGGGGACACGUCUCAACCAGUCUCAGGGCCAGGGGACCUACUGUCCGCGGUGCUGGUUAAAGCUGGCGCGCUUCCCUCGUUGGGGAAGUUUUGAGACUAUGGGAGUCAGCACAAAAGAGCGAGAUGUUUUGGUCAUGGUUCCUGUUUUGUAGUUGUUGUUUUUUGUAGUUUUUUCAGCACUCUAAGGAUUACAAAACUUGGAUUCGCUUUCAUACAAAAGACAAAGAGAUUUUAAAGGUACUAUCAAAGCAUGAUUGAACAAUGCUGACCAAAGGAAACACAAACUGAAUUGACUUCUAUUUAUGAAACUGAGCAUGUGCAAUUGCACAUAACACUACAGCCACUACAGAAUGUAAUCACUCGAAAAGCUUAAGUGUGCAAUUUUUUCUAUCAAAAUAACCCAAUUUGUAAAACGGUAUAUUAGCUUUUCAUGAAGGAAACACCUUAACAGUAUUAUAUAGCUAUUAUUAUUAUAGUGCUUUAACAUAUUCUCACAGUUCAUUACUAGACAAAAACGUUUUGAAUAGUUUGCUAUUCUUAUUACACAAAGUGAGUGCUUUAAAGAAGACUGUGGAUGUUUACGGUUAAUAUUCUGUGGAUCGGUUUAGAUGGCAGAAUGACGUGGUUUUGUUGUGAAUGUCUUGAAAUUGUUUCUUUUUUUUCCCCCAAUAGUACUUGCUAAAUUAUAUAAACACUUAAAUGUU